GUUUAAGAAGCGCUUUGCAACAGAAUCGGCGUAAUGAAUACGCCCCAUGCAGGUAGCUACCUGGGUCACGUGGACCGCAGCGCACACAGGUAGGUGCAUCACAAAAAAAAGGAACAUUCACCAUUACACUGCGAUGAGGUGUGCCGGAGAUUUUGCAUAGAUUACCAAGCAAUCAAGAAGCCACUAAAAAUAUCUGGAGUUGCUGAGCACACCUUUGCGCAUAGGUGUGUGGGUGGCUGGAUUCUUUGGGUUCUAUACUGUUCUGGGGGUGUAGCUGUAGGUUAUUUUCUAUUACUUUUGGGUGUAAUUAGAGUAGGUUCUUUUUGUAUUUAUCCUGAAAAUGACGGCUCAGGUAGACUACCUGGCGGUGUUGUUCACCACCACAUCUGGCGCGAGCGGAGACCUCUUGGGUUCGGACGAGACGGAGCUCGAGCAGUUGGUGUGGCAGCUCGUGGACUUGAAGAACAAAAAGUUGGGAAAGGUGAAUGAGGUGUUAAUACGGCCUGAGCACUCGGACCUUACAGAAGAUUGUCUGGGGGAGAGAGAGGACAGCGUGGAGUCUGUCUCUACAGUCACAGGCUUGGAGCACGCGCUAAACCAGUUCCAUCUGAGAUUGACCAAUGAGGUGAACAGCUUGGGYGCRGGCACGUCAGUGUGUGUGUGUACGGACGGGCAGCUCCACAUUCGCCAGGUUCUCCACCCCGAAGCUGCGGGCAAGAACCUGGCACUGCCAGAAUGUUUCAACUCCUUUUUUGACCUGAAGAAAGAGUUCAGGAAGCACUUCCCCUCUGCAGACACCAAGAGCCUGGAGGUGCAGUACAUGGCAGAAUCUCUCAGUGUAACUGUGGAGCCAGUAGCCAUAUUGGAGCCGCCGGCCGUACUGGAUCCAACGGCUGUGUUGGAUCCGACGGCCAUGUUGUCACCGGUCACAGCAGCACUGCAGGUCCAGACCAUGGCCAACAUCGUCCUAGCCCUGCUAUUGGAACCCUUAUGUCACACAUUCUCAAACCCAGAGAGAGUCACUGAGAAGUUUGAAAGCGGCACUUGCAGUAAGAUGGAGCGUGUGUGUGACAACACAGUGAUCAGAGCAAGGGGGUUGCCGUGGCAGUCAUCUGACCAGGACAUCGCUCGCUUCUUCAGAGGACUCAACAUUGCCAAAGGUGGUGCUGCGUUGUGUCUGAACGCCCAGGGUCGGAGGAACGGAGAGGCUAUGGUCCGCUUCAUCAGUGAAGAGCACAGAGACAUGGCCCUGCAGAGACACAAACACCACAUGGGCAACAGAUACAUAGAGCCUGUACUGAGCAGUAUGAUUGGUCAGUCCAGCAGCGGUGAUGCUCUGAUGCCCUUCCCCCCUCUCUUGACCAAGCAGGGACGGCACUACCUGGACCUAAACAUGCUGUAGAAGGCUCAAAGAUCCACACACUGACACUCACUACCCACACACUAUACCAGGGGUGUCAAACUAAUUUUACCCCAAGUGCCGCAGUGGGGUUUCACCCAGAUCUGGAGGGCCACAUUGGGGUUUCACCCAGAUCUGGAGGGCCACAGUGGGGUUUCACCCAGAUCUGGAGGGCCACAGU
Messenger RNA from Salvelinus sp. IW2-2015, 1580 nucleotides. RefSeq names its product epithelial splicing regulatory protein 1 (gene esrp1). Gene Ontology annotation, molecular function: mRNA binding. NCBI's taxonomy places the organism in Eukaryota, Metazoa, Chordata, Actinopteri, Salmoniformes, Salmonidae. The record is from RefSeq and is a predicted model, not a curated record.